Molecule: messenger RNA, 3938 nt
Organism: Kogia breviceps (pygmy sperm whale)
Lineage: Eukaryota; Metazoa; Chordata; Mammalia; Artiodactyla; Physeteridae
Gene: HERC3
Product: HECT and RLD domain containing E3 ubiquitin protein ligase 3
Biological process (GO): protein polyubiquitination
Molecular function (GO): ubiquitin protein ligase activity
Source: RefSeq, a predicted model, not a curated record
GCCGCGGCCGCCGGGGGUGCGGGCCCGCCCCAGAAGGACGCCCAUUGGCCGUGCGCGCCAUCCUUCACCCGGCGCAUUCCGCCGCCCGCAGGCUUGCGGGGAAACUUCCUUAUUAUUGUGACGCCGAAAUCGGAGAAACCCCGAGCCGGGUCGGUGGAGCCGUCACCGUCGGAAUCCCGCGCGGCGGUUCAGCGGCCGCCGAGAUCUGCAGGGUGAGGUGGAACCAUUCUGGCUUAAGUACAGAUGCCAAGUGUGUGUGACCUGUGCUCUCUUCUAGGCUACAUGACUCCCUGAAGGACAAGAACGAUGUUAUGUUGGGGAUAUUGGUCUCUGGGCCAACCUGGAAUCAGCUCUAACCUGCAGGGGGUUGUGACCGAGCCACAGGUGUGUGGAUUUAUAUCCGACAGAAGCGUCAAGGAAGUGGCCUGCGGAGGAAACCACUCCGUGUUCCUGCUGGAGGAUGGGGAAGUUUACACGUGCGGCUUGAACACCAAGGGGCAGCUGGGCCACCAGAGGGAAGGAAACAAGCCAGAGCAAAUCGGAGCUUUGGCAGAUGAGCAUAUUGUCCACGUGGCGUGUGGCGAGUCCCACAGUCUGGCCCUCAGUGACCGGGGCCAGCUGUUUUCUUGGGGCGCAGGCAGCGACGGUCAGCUGGGGCUCAUGACCACGGAGGACUCGGUGGCAGUACCCAGGUUAAUACAGAAGCUGAACCAGCAGACAAUAUUACAAGUUUCCUGUGGUAACUGGCACUGCUUGGCCCUCGCAGCUGAUGGCCAGUUCUUCACGUGGGGAAAGAACAGCCACGGGCAGCUGGGCCUGGGGAAGGAGCUCCCCUCCCAGGCCAGCCCGCAGAGGGUGAGGUCCCUGGAGGGCAUCCCGCUGGCACAGGUGGCUGCAGGAGGGGCCCACAGCUUUGCCCUGUCUCUCUCGGGAGCCGUGUUUGGCUGGGGCAUGAAUAACGCAGGGCAGCUGGGGCUCAGCGAUGAGAAAGAUCGAGAGUCUCCUUGCCACGUGAAGCUCCUGCGGACCCAAAAAGUCGUCUAUAUCAGUUGCGGAGAAGAGCACACAGCAGUUCUCACAAAAAGUGGAGGCGUGUUUACCUUUGGUGCUGGUUCCUGCGGGCAACUUGGACACGGUUCCAUGAAUGAUGAGGUUAACCCCAGAAGAGUCCUGGAGCUCAUGGGCAGUGAAGUCACUCAGAUCGCCUGUGGCAGACAACACACCCUAGCCUUUGUGCCUUCUUCUGGACUCAUCUAUGCAUUUGGUUGUGGAGCAAGAGGUCAAUUAGGAACUGGACACACUUGCAAUGUCAAGUGCCCAUCUCCUGUGAAAGGUUACUGGGCCGCCCAUAGCGGCCAGCUUUCAGCCAGAGCUGAUCGCUUUAAAUAUCAUAUUGUUAAGCAGAUCUUCUCUGGAGGAGACCAGACUUUUGUACUUUGCUCCAAAUAUGAGAGUUCUUCUCCUGCGGUUGACUUCAGGGUGAUGAACCAAGCACAGUACACCAGUUUAAUAAAUGACGAAACCAUAGCAGUCUGGAGGCAGAAACUCUCAGAACACAACAAUGCAAAUGCAAUCAACAGUGUCAUUCAGAUAUUAUCUUCUGCAGCCUGUUGGAAUGGAAGUUUUCUUGAGAAAAAAAUUGAUGAGCAUUUUAAAACAAGUCCCAAAAUCCCCGGGAUUGACCUGAACUCAACUAGAGUGUUAUUUGAGAAGUUAAUGAACUCUCAGCACUCCAUGAUUCUAGAACAGAUCUUAAAUAGCUUUGAAAGUUGCCUGAUUCCUCAGUUGUCAAGUUCACCACCAGAUGUUGAAGCAAUGAGAAUCUACUUAAUACUACCUGAGUUUCCCCUGCUCCAGGAUUCUAAGUAUUACAUAACGUUGACUAUUCCCUUGGCUAUGGCCAUUCUGCGGCUGGAUACAAACCCCAGCAAAGUCUUAGAUAACUGGUGGUCUCAGGUGUGCCCGAAAUAUUUCAUGAAGCUGGUAAACCUCUAUAAAGGUACAGUCGUUUAUCUACUGAGAGGAAGAAAGACAUUCUUAAUUCCUGUGCUGUUUAGCAAUUAUAUUACAGCAGCGCUCAAGCUCUUGGAGAAGUUACACAAGGUAAAUCUGAAAGUGAAGCAUGUGGAAUAUGAUACAUUUUAUAUCCCUGAGAUUUCCGGUCUUGUGGACGUUCAGGAAGACUAUCUCGUGUGGUUCUUACGUCAAGCAGGCACGAAGGCUAGACCAUCUAUAAUGCAGGAUGCUGUAACACUUUGUUCCUACCCUUUCAUCUUUGAUGCCCAAGCCAAGACCAAAAUGUUACAGACCGAUGCUGAACUGCAGAUGCAGGUGGCGGUCAACGGGGCCAACCUGCAGAACGUCUUCAUGCUUCUCACCUUGGAGCCUCUGCUGGCCAGAAGCCCCUUCCUGGUCCUUCACGUUCGCAGGAGCAGCCUUGUUGGAGAUGCCCUGCGAGAGCUGAGCAUUCAUUCUGAUGUCGAUUUGAAAAAGCCUCUCAAAGUCAUUUUUGAUGGUGAAGAAGCAGUGGAUGCUGGUGGCGUCACAAAGGAGUUCUUUCUUUUACUAUUAAAAGAAUUGUUGAAUCCCAUCUAUGGAAUGUUCACCUACUAUCAGGAUUCAAAUCUCUUGUGGUUUUCCGAUAUGUGUUUUGUAGAGCACAACUGGUUUCACUUGAUUGGCAUAACCUGCGGACUCGCCAUCUACAACUCCACCGUGGUGGACCUGCACUUCCCCUUGGCUCUCUAUAAGAAGCUACUGAACGUGAAGCCUGGCCUGGAAGACUUGAAGGAGCUGUCACCCACGGAGGGAAGGAGUCUUCAAGACCUUUUAGAUUACCCUGGGGAAGAUAUUGAGGAGACUUUCUGCCUCAACUUCACGAUUUGCCGAGAAAGCUAUGGCGUGGUUGAGCAGAAGCAGCUGAUACCUGGGGGAGACACAGUGGCUGUGUGCAAGGAGAACAGGCAGGAAUUUGUGGAUGCGUAUGUGAAUUACGUCUUCCAAAUCUCAGUUCAUGAAUGGUACACGGCUUUCUCCAGCGGCUUCCUCAAGGUGUGUGGUGGCAAAGUGCUCGAGCUCUUCCAGCCUUCAGAACUGAGGGCCAUGAUGGUGGGGAACAGCAGCUACAACUGGGAGGAACUGGAGGAGACUGCCAUCUACAAGGGCGAUUACUCAGCCGCACACCCCACUGUGAAACUCUUUUGGGAAACGUUUCAUGAGUUCCCAUUGGAAAAGAAGAAGAAGUUUCUCUUGUUCCUGACGGGCAGCGAUCGCAUCCCCAUCUCCGGCAUGGCCGGCCUGCAGAUCGCCAUCCAGCCCACGGCCAGCGGGGAGGAGUACUUGCCCGUGGCGCACACCUGCUACAACCUUCUCGACCUCCCGAAGUACAGCAGCAAAGAGGUCCUGUGUGCACGGCUCACCCAGGCCCUUGACAACUACGAGGGGUUCAGUUUGGCCUGAGGCUUCGCCCCGGGUUCCCCUUCCCUCCUCCACGUCCACGCCGAGGCCCACACAGAAAAUCAUGGGGACCUUGGAAAUGCUCCUGGCUUGUUGCCGUCCAACCCUAAGGACUAAGAAGGAAAGGAUUACUUCAGAAAUUCCCAAACCCAACAAGCUGAAUCUGGGUCCAUGACUUUGGCGGAACUCUUGCGAAUUUAUGGGAGCCCUUCAUAAACCUGCCUUGCCUAAAAAAACAGUUCUUGAGGGACUGGCCAUCUCCCUGUGGCUCUGCCUGUUCCCGGGCCUCCUCAAAGGGGUGCAGAGCUGCUUAGCUUUGCAGCUGAGCCGAACUCUGUCUGGUGGCCUCGCCAAGCCCUUUUGACAACAAGAGGUAACAGGCCCUCACCCUCUUGCAUCAUUUUGCUUUUGGAGCAGGUUGCAUUAAUUUUCUAAGGAGUAUUUUCUCCCAGAAAAGUAGAAUGAAUGGCUUAUCCUUUUCC